Anthonomus grandis grandis is the source of this 1551-nucleotide messenger RNA. RefSeq lists its product as uncharacterized. The record is from RefSeq and is a predicted model, not a curated record. The transcript is spliced from 2 exons. Lineage: Eukaryota; Metazoa; Arthropoda; Insecta; Coleoptera; Curculionidae. Gene Ontology annotation, molecular function: protein dimerization activity. The coding region runs from base 306 to 1493 and encodes 395 amino acids.
CUAAAUAUUUCAUGUAAUUGUUGAAUUUAAAUUAAAAAAAAUAUUAACACAGAACGUAUCUAUACAUGAUUAAUUCGAAGGCGCGCCCCGCCUGCCGCAACGAUUAAAAUAAAAAUGCAGGGCUGACACCGAGCCCCAGGAAGAAACCUUGAUAUUUGUCUUAGCAUCUAAUCGAACCAAAUACGCAUCAAGCAGGCGACAGAGGUCCGGCCGCAUCGCAUUCAGAACUUGCAUUUAGAGGCCAUGAUGAGACUGGAGAGUCAAGAAAUAAAGGAAAUUAUGUGGAGAUAUUGCAGCUACUAGCUAUGGAGGAACCUGCCAUUAAGGAUCACUUAGAAAGCAGUUCGGUUUUUAGAGGGACAUCGAGUGACAUCCAGAAUGAUCUUGUUGAAUCUAUCACAUGUGUAGUUCAGGAAAUAAUUUUAGAAGAAUUAAAAAACACCGAAUUUGUUUCUGUUCAAGCUGACGAAACUACAGACAUUUCGUGUUGUGCGCAAUUUAGUGUUAUUUUGAGGUAUGUCUGUAAAAAUGAGAUAGUAGAAAGAUUUCUUGGAUUUUAUGAUGUAUCUGGUGAUAAGACGGCCGUAGGUCUUAGUAAUAAAAUAUUGGAAGUGUUAAAAUUAUGCCAAGUCGAAAAAAAACUUGUAUCUCAAACUUAUGACGGGGCUAGUGUAAAAAUUAUGAAAUUCAUAGAAGAUUCUGAUAAAUUCGAUCCAGAAAAUACUAAUUUGGCUAUAGGUUUAAUCAAAAUAUUAAAACAACCUAAACUUGUUCUUAUGUUAUGUCUUUUUUAUAAAAUUUGUUUCAAAGAAGUAGAACAAACAAUUAAAAAUAUAUCUGACUUAUGUAAAGAUGAAACUAUUGCUUCUUGUGUAGACCAAUGUGACGAAUUUUUAGGUGACGCGAUUUCUGAGAAUAUUAAGAUGAAUUUUAAGACAGUUGCAUUUGAGGUAAUUGAUACAAUUAUUGUUCAAUUGCAGGAACGAUUUAGCGAUAUUCACAAAUUAUCAUUUAUAAAUCUUUUUGAUAGGGAAAAAUAUCCCGAUUAUUUAAAACAAUCCCCAAAAUACCUUUACCAAAAAUUGGAUAGUACCUAUCCAAAAAUUUUUAAUUUAUUAAAAUUAGAAAAUGAACUAUCAGUUAUAUAUGCUUGUGAUAUUAAACAACAUUUAGAACCAUUACAAUUAUUUAAUUAUAUUUAUGAUAAUGAUUUAAAUGAUGUUUUUUCUAAAAGUAUAAAAUUAUUGAGGCUAAUUUUUACUGUACCAGUGACCAGUGCCUCCUCAGAAAGAUCUAUGAGUACCUUAAAACGAAUAAAAACAUAUUUGAGAAACUCGAUGAAGAACGAAUGGUUGCCAGCGUUAUCCACGCUAUCUAUAGAAAAAGAUAUCGUUGGAGAUUACAAUCGACACCCACAAUUUAAAGAAAAAAUCAUUGAUAAUUUUGCUAUGAGCAAAUCGCGUCGUAUUGAACUUCUUUAUAAAGCAAUAUGAAUAUUUAUGUAAAGUAUAUACAUGUAAUAUUUAUAAUAUAUGUUGUGUUUUUUUGUAA